This is a messenger RNA of Arabidopsis lyrata subsp. lyrata, 755 nucleotides long. RefSeq lists its product as uncharacterized. Lineage: Eukaryota; Viridiplantae; Streptophyta; Magnoliopsida; Brassicales; Brassicaceae. The transcript has 2 exons. Bases 241 to 501 code for a protein of 86 amino acids. The record is from RefSeq and is a predicted model, not a curated record.
AAUAAAAAAAAACCUUCUUCUUUCUCAAAUCCUCUCUGUAAUUCUGGUUUUUUUAUUUUGCAAUGCUUCUUCCAUUUCUCUCAUCCUCCCUCCUUCUCCGUCUCUCUUCUCCGAUCAUGUCCCCUGAUCCCACCAAAACUUUCUUCAUCUCUUUUUCCAAUUGAUAAUUAGACGGAGAAUUACAGAUCGAUCCCCGAUUCCAAUAAUUACAGAAGAAAAUUAAACCCUAGAGAGAUAUUUAUGGAGAGUUCCUUAGGUUUCAUGGCGGUUUUCGCCGUCUCGGGAAGCGUCGUGUUCUUAGCGAGUCAAUUUCAUAAGCGUCUUCUCUCCGAUUACAUGGACAAGUUCGAUUUCGAAAUCCGAGCGCAGCAAAAAAUGGUGAUGAAGAAAAAGGUGAGAUUCGCGGCGGAUGUGGUGGAGCCGUCGGGGAAUAACAAAGAGUAUCGCCGGAGACACUCUUCCAAGGCUAAAUCCAAUUCCAAGAUGGCGGCAACUAUUUGAUUUUAAGGUUUUUUGUACAAAAUUAAUAUGUAAUUAUUCAUUGAAAAUUCGUGAUUUAAUUUCGGAUUUUUUUUUUUCUCUCAUCUGAAUCUGAAUCUGGGCUAAACCUUUCAAGUCUUCCCAGGGUCAAUUCUUUUUCUCUUUUUUUCUUUUCUUUAAUUUUAAUUUUUUUUGUUGAGGGGAUUUCUUACUUGUAAAUAUUGUGUUGUUUGUGUAAAUACAAAAUGUGAUUGCUAAUUACUUUUCUUAAAUAU